GAUGACUACAGUUAUGAAACACACACCGAUUCUCCUCUUGCUUUCUUUAGUGAUGGCAUACAUCGGUAUGAUACCUGUGGAAGGCGGUCCACCACGACUACCUCUUCACAGUCAAGCGCAAAAUGAAAACGAGCAAUCAGGUCUUCAAGCAGAGGUUCUUAUUGAGAAGUCUCAAUCUAAAAGGAAAAGGGCGGCUCUCGUGAAAGACAGUAAUAAACUCUGGCCCAAUAACGUUGUUCCUUACACUUUCAAUGAGACAUACUUCGACCGACACCAGAAGCUGUUUGUGAAGGAUGUCGUUUUGCCAUUCUUAGAAAAGCACACCUGUAUUGAUUUCAGGACUAAGACCUCUUCAGAUACCGACUGGUUGGCCAUUGAAGACUGCCGGGACACACAGUGGUCCGGUUGGAACUCGGGCUGCGUUGCAAAUUUAGGGUUUAUGAAGCAGGGUGAACAGUUCGUUUGUUUGUCUGGAAACAAUGACUGCAAGACGCCAGGCUUGAUGUUCCACGAACUAGGGCAUGCCCUGGGUCUGAAACAUGAACACCAGCGUGGUGACAGGGACACCCAUGUUACAGUCAACUAUUCGAACAUUCAAACUGGGUCGUCAUCUGCGUUUGAUAAGUUUGAUAAUUCCGACUACCUUGUAACUGCAUAUGACCUGCGGUCGGUGAUGCACUAUGAUCGACGGGCAUUUUCGAGGGACUACAGUAACCUAUACACGAUAACAGCCAAAGUAGCAGCGGAUAACGCCAAGAUAAGAUUCGUCAAGCUGAAGUUGCCGUCUUAUUUGGACAUCAAGAAAAUAAAUGAGGCGUACAACUGCAAAGACACAUGUACAACUCCAUGUGCCAGUGGCAAUUACGUCGAUAAGAAUUGCGCAUGUGUCACUGAGCAGGUGUACAAGGAUGCCACCUGCGUGGACUUCUACGCAACAGGAGGAUGGGGAACUACAGCCGAUUGCACGAAUUGGAAGAGUUGGGGGGAGUGUACCAACAAUCUGAUUUGGAUGGCGUUCUAUUGUCGGAAGACAUGCGACCAAUGCGGCGUCUAAACACAGUCACCUGUUCGUAUAUAGUCCAACAGGCAGACAUUCUAUCAGCGAAGCGAGUAGCAAGUAGAUGUAGAAGUAGAAAUCGGAUUCAGAUUAUAAUUUCGGACUGAAUCUGUAUAAAAACAGCAAUAAAUCACAUUUGCACCCUGCA
This is a messenger RNA of Lineus longissimus, 1205 nucleotides long. RefSeq names its product astacin-like metalloprotease toxin 3. Gene Ontology annotation, biological process: proteolysis. The transcript has 10 exons. The coding region runs from base 2 to 1054 and encodes 350 amino acids. The record is from RefSeq and is a predicted model, not a curated record. NCBI's taxonomy places the organism in Eukaryota, Metazoa, Nemertea, Pilidiophora, Heteronemertea, Lineidae. Gene Ontology annotation, molecular function: zinc ion binding; metalloendopeptidase activity.